This is a messenger RNA of Neurospora hispaniola, 1929 nucleotides long. RefSeq lists its product as uncharacterized. The transcript has 4 exons. Lineage: Eukaryota; Fungi; Ascomycota; Sordariomycetes; Sordariales; Sordariaceae. The coding region runs from base 1 to 1929 and encodes 642 amino acids. The record is from RefSeq and is a predicted model, not a curated record.
AUGGGCAAAGGGUUCCAGUUCAUAGACUCGACCAAGACCGAUAGGGUCACCAGGAGACUGGUUCGAAGUCAUGCCAUGAAGGGCAAGAAUGUCGGCAAGGUGCUUCACCGUCGAUCAAGGCUGGAGUUAGAUUUACAUGCACCCCGGCCGUCCAAGAAAGCAUGCACAUCCACUGCCUGUAACCUUCUCCCCCAGCAGGGACAGCAACCCACCAGCGCCAGCACCAGCACUGGCAGACCGAGUAGCACCAAGAGUAGGAGCAAGAGUCCAGAAGAGACUCCUAGUCCCAGUGACGGCUCGAGCUCCACGGGAAGCAGCAGCUACAUCACCACUCCAGCUUCGAGUGUCACCGAUAUUACCAGCAACGACUUCCUCUUCCUCGACGAUCUGGACAACCUUGACUGGUUGGCCGACAUCGAGAACCACGAUAUUGAUGGUUACAUUGCGGAUACCCUCACCUCUCCGCCGGUGGACAUGUCGUUCCCAGGGCAGCAAGUACAACAGUCGUCGCUUAUUCUCCAAGCACACACCCAGAAACCGCUUAGCCCGACACUGGGAGCACGAGACAGCCUAUUCACCCUUGCCUUCCCCGUUCAGGCAACCCCACAAAGUCAAUAUGUCAUCAGCCAAUUUUUCGGCAUUGUCAUCGAUGCACUAUACCCUCCCCAACUGGUCCGAGGUGCUGCGAAGGCUUAUGAUUAUUGGAUUGGCACUCUCUUCCAGGACAGGACCUCUUUCCAUUGCGCCAUAGCCCUAAUGGCUGCCCUCAGUGACUUUUUCUUUGGUGAUCAAGCCCUGACACCAGACGCCAUCUACCAUCUGAGCCAGGCCAUCCACAUGGUCAACCAGACUCUGGAGACUAACGGCGCCUUGUCCGAGUCCAACCUCGCCGUUGUCAACUUUCUUGUCAUCCAAGAGCUGUUGAGAGACCCAUUCAAGUCCAAGGCCGAAGUCCACUUAAAGGGUCUCCAAAGAAUGCUAGAGCUACGUGGUGGGUUGAACUCACUGGGGGAGGACAAUCCUCUCGGUAUCAAAAUAAGCAAAACAGCAGUAGACUAUGCCCUCCACCGCGGCACCCCCAUCCCCGCCCCGUUCUACCGGGACCGCAUGUCUUCCAUCCGCGCCCGUCUGCUUUCCGAAGGCUUCAUCCUUUCUUCCCCUCCCUCCCCACUUUUCUCCUUCUUCUCUCCCCUCUCACCACCAUCAUCGUCAUCAUCCCUGUCGGGUUCCGGUAGCCUCUGCAGCGUCCAACAACAGAUGCAAAUUCACCCCUUCCUCUCGCAGAUCCUCUCCGACGUCCUGUCCAUCACCACCCUCCUCAACUCCCCCUUUCUCAACUUUCGUUUCGAACCACACACCCUCCAAGAAUUCCUCGUGUCGGUGGGGUGCCGUUUGAUUCGCUUUCGGCCGCUGUCUUAUUACCAAACCCAAACCCAAACCCCCAAGAAAGGAAAACGACCACCACCACCACUUCCAUCAACAACGCAAAAAUCCCGUAUAGAAUCAGCCAUCCACCUUGGUCUGAUCGCUUUAACCACCACGCUCUUCCUGCAAUUCGGUCGUCGUCGCUUCUUGCGCUACGAACUGGUAAAAGACUGCAUGACCAAGUUGAUAUCCGAGUGGGAUUACUGCUCCUCAUCUUCUUCUUCUUCUCCUGCAGAAAAUGUCGAAAACCAAACCCUUCUCUGGCUCCUCCACAUAGGCGGCAUCUCGGUGCUAGCGGGGCCAGAAGAACAAAAGUGGUUGGCGCCCAAGGUGCAGGAGUUGGCGUGGGGGGUCAUGGGGAUCUUGGACUGGGAGGGAUCGGGAUCAUCUGCUGGGGGCAUCAAGGAGUGUUUGUUGCGGUUUCCUUGGGUCGAUUCGUUGCAUAGUGAGCCGGGUAAGGCGAUGUGGGAUUCUUUGGGGGUUAUGGGGAUGGUGAUUGUCUGA